Molecule: messenger RNA, 624 nt
Organism: Letharia lupina
Lineage: Eukaryota; Fungi; Ascomycota; Lecanoromycetes; Lecanorales; Parmeliaceae
Exons: 2
Coding region: 1-624 (207 amino acids)
Source: RefSeq, a predicted model, not a curated record
AUGUCCUUCGUCUGGAGCGACCCUUUCAAACCUCAAGCAGAAGUACGAUCACCCAAAGUACCAAGUAUAUCUACAGUGCUAAAAGACACAAAGGCACAGCCACAACCAAUCUAUUCCCGCGGUCUCAUCGUCUAUGACAAGAGCGACGUUGAUUCCAGAGGAGAACCUACGCGUAAGAAGCUCUGGAUAUGGGAGAUGAAGUAUGAUCCAACCUACGAGAGUGCGAGUUCGCACCGUGAGAGAAAGAAGGCGUUGUCGUACUCCGUGAAGGAUGGGCCGGGAGAGAAGGCGAAAGAUAUGGGCUUGGUUUCCGAGGAGGACUUGAGGGAGACCGAGCCUGAACCACCAACAUUAUUCGAACCCGGUGCAAUCGUCUUCGACAAGCGCGAUCGCGAUUCAGAAAAGAAAUCUACACACGAGAAGCUCUGGGUAUGGGAGGUAACAUACCAUCCACCACCCUAUCCGAGGGUCAAGUCGCACUUACUGAGAGAUGGGCCUGGAGGGCAGGCGAAAGAAAUGGGAUCGGAGAAUGGACACCGAGAAGGAGGAAAAGAAUUUGAUUGGCUUUCAAUCAAGGGCGAGAUCAAUCCUCGCACGCAUCAGCGAGAGGGUGGGGUGGACUGA